Messenger RNA from Microcebus murinus (gray mouse lemur), 3006 nucleotides. The record is from RefSeq and is a predicted model, not a curated record. NCBI's taxonomy places the organism in Eukaryota, Metazoa, Chordata, Mammalia, Primates, Cheirogaleidae.
CCGCGCGCUGCGGACUACACUUCCCGGCAGGACGCGGGCGCGCGCACGCGCACCGGGGCCUCCACCAUGGCGACCGUGCUGUCCAGGGCGCUCAAGCUCCCGGGGAAGAAGAGCCCAGACCUGGGGGAGUAUGACCCCCUCACCCAGGCCGACAGCGACGAGAGCGAAGAUGACCUUGUGCUCAACCUGCAGCAGAAGAACGGAGGGCUCAAGAACGGGAAGAGUCCUCUGGGAGAAGCGCCAGAGCCGGACUCAGAUGCCGAGGCCGCCGGGGCUGCAAAGCCACACCUUUCGGAAGUCGCCACGGAGGGGUACCCCUCGGAACCCCCGGGAGGCCUGGAGCAGAAGGCGACCUCCUCCCUGGUGUCCUACGUGCGCACAUCCGUCUUCCUGCUGACUCUGGGGAUCUCGAUGAUCCUGGUGCUCCUGUGCGCUUUCCUGAUCCCCUGUCCUCCCCGGGACCUGCACAGCACGUGGAGCCGCCACUUGGGCGCCCAGGGAGGUGGGGACCUGUCUCCGCUGGAACUGGCCGACGUGAAUGGAGACGGCCUGCGUGACGUGCUUCUCUCCUUUGUGGGCUCCAGGAAUGGGAGCGCAGUAGGUGUCUCAGGACCAGCUGCUAAUCUUGUAUGCCUUUCGGGGAUGAAUGGCAGCACGCUGUGGUCGAGUCCCCUCCCCGAGGAGGCCCGAGAUAUCACGUGUUUGGACCUGGUGCCAGGAGGUUCGGCUGGAACCGUCUGCCUGGUGACAGGAACUCACAAGAUGCUCAGCGCCUUCAAUGCAACGUCAGGGAAAGCCAUUUGGACUUUAAACUCAAACUACUUAUCCAACGGCACCUUGGCUGCCCCGGUCGUGGUGUUGCCGGACUUGGACGAAGAUGGCGUUAGAGAUCUUGUGGUUCUGGCCAUUGGAGAAUUGCAGGAAAUAUACAACUGUCGCCCUGGGGGACAUUUUUGUUCAGGCCAAAAUCGAGACAGCUCACCACCUUCUCGUCAGAUAGAAGAGCCAGAAUGGGAGAAGCGAAGAUCCAUCAACCUGUCUGAGCUCAUUGACGUGUACAGUGAUGGUGUCGAGCUGCUCCAGAUGGUGAAGGCGCCAGAUUCCAACUGCAGCAACCUUCUGAUUACAACCAGACAAGGCCUCGUCCUGCUUCGGGGGCAAAAUCUUACACCGUACUGGACAGUGAGCCUUCAAGGCCUGCACAGCCAGCCCACUCCUGGGUAUUUCACCGAUGAUCACACGCUAGACUUCCUUCUGCAGAUACAGGAUGGAGUUGGGAUGAAAAAGAUGAUGGUGGUGGAUGGUGAAUCUGGCUCCAUGGUUUGGAGUUACAGCAUUCCGUGUCAUAUGAAAGAAACGCCAGCCACUUCAGCAGUGACCUCAGACCAGAAGUCUGUCUUCCUCUUCUGGGCGGAGGGGCUGUCAGCCGCGUCUCCCAACUCCGAUGGCGUCCUAGGGACGGAGCCGCCCAGCCUUUACCAUCUGUACCUCCUGCACCCAGCCUUCCCCUCCAUCCUCCUGGAUCUGGCCAACACCACGGGCACAGUGACGGCUUCGCAGGUUGGAAUUAACGACCUCUGGAAAGAUGCCUUUUAUGUUACCAGGACAACAGGACCAAGCUCCGAAGGCCAUCCCGCAGCCCUGGUGGUCAGCAAGCUCAGUCUGCGGUGGGCACUGAUGGAGGGCCAGGUGGCCCAGCUACAGGAAACCACCCCCAAAAUUGGCCGUGGGGAGUUGCGGAGAUUUCUCUCUAGGAUAAAGUUUGUUGAUGCUCCCUGUGAGAUCUAGUCUGAUGGAAUCUUCGGUUUCAGAAGAUGUGAACAGAAUGGAGCUCUCCUGUCAGUAUAAAAUCAGUUCUCUGGAGAGAAGGAAGAGUGUUCCAACCUCAUGUUACCGCCUCCUCCCGACUGCUGCAAAGCACUUUGGAAGGCGCUUUGGAGUUCUUUGAUAACAGCAUGAUCCAUUCGGCUGGGCGUCUUACCCACUACCUUCUCAGUCCCUGCAUUAACUCCCUCUAGGAACUGUGUAUGGAUAGUUUGGAAAUGUGAAUCUUGUAAGUGUUUUGUUUUUUGUGUGUGUCUAAUUUAUAACGUCUUGCUGGGAAAUCCAGUGAAGUCUACGACUAGGAAACCUCUUAUUUUGCAUUAUGCCGUGUUUGUGUGUUUUUAGUGUUGUGGUGAAGUUAUUUUUCAGAUAUGUCCUAAGCUUCAGGGAUCCCAUUUCUUGUCCUUCUGAAAUAUAUCUGGUUUGUUGGGCCAUCUUGAGACCUCCAGGUGGCUCACCUCUGAUUUCAGGGGUCACUCCUCAUUUCUCUCCAGGUUCCCUCCCCCUCCGUGCUGUGGCAACUUCCCAGCUGUAGACGGCAGGGAGACACUGGCAGCUGAAGACUGAGCUAGCCAUCCCAGCAUUUUAUCUCUUCCUUGAGUAUCCUGUUUCCUCAGGCUUUCCAUCUGUAUCUGUUUAGUGGCCACAAGAAUAACCAUAUUCCUAUCACAAGGAUAGCAAGAGAAACAUAGUUUCAGUGACCCAUCUACGACCAAUUCCAUCUGUUACACGUGGCUUGGAUGGUUCUGCCAGUCGUGAUCUUCCUCCAUGGUGGCUCAGAAGCGUGCCGUGCACGCGCAUGCUGUCUUCACCCCAGAGGGGAACUGGACGUUGGGGAGCUUCGAGGCUGCCGUCUUCCCUGGCUUCCUCUCUCCUCUGCUUUCUUUGCAUCUUUUUCUGUAGGGCAUCCUCUCACCUCCUCUCCUUUGCUUUCUCUCCUAUUCAGGGAUAUGUUUCUGGACUUCUGCUUUUGCUGCUUGAGUCCAAUAUGCAGCCACUUUGCCCUGCACUUGUUCCUUGUAGAGCCUUUGGAGCAUUGUAUUUUGAGAAAAUUCUUAUGUAAAUACUAUGACUUUUGUAAAUGAUUAGGUUCUUUAGAAUUAUCUCUAGUGCUUACUUUCCCCUUCUUCUCUAUAAAUCUGUUACUUCUGUUACAUUCUCCACGAAACUUCUAGGUCAUUA